GACACCAAACCGCUGCCCCUCCGGCCGCUGGUCACUCUCUGUCCAUCACCGGCUUAAUCUCCCUCCGGCCGCUGGUCACUCUCUGUCACUGUCCCUUUCUGCCCCACACACUUGUUUGCGGUCACUCUACCCUGGUCACUGUUCCCUCACUGUCCCCUGGUCACUCUCCCCCUGGUCACUGUUCCCUCACUGUCCCCUGGUCACUCUCCCCUGGUCACUGUCCCCUCACUGUCCCCUGGUCACUCUCCCCUGGUCACUGUCCCCUGGUCACUGUCCCCCUGGUCACUCUCCCCCUGGUCACUCUCCCCCUGGUCACUGUCCCCUCACUGUCCCCCUGGUCACUCUCCCCCUGGUCACUGUCCCCUCGGUCACUGUCCCCUGGUCACUCUCCCCUGGUCACUGUCCCCUCACUGUCCCCCUGGUCACUGUCCCCUGGUCACUCUCCCAUUGGUCACCAUCCACUCACUCUCCCCCUGGUCACUGUCCCCCUGGUCACUCUCCCCUGGUCACUCUCCCCCUGGUCACUGUCCCCUCACUGUCCCCCUGGUCACCGUCCCUUCACUCUCCCCCUGGUCACCGUCCCCUGGUCACUGUCCCCUCACUGUCCCCCUGGUCACUGUCCCCCUGGUCACUGUCCCCCUGGUCACUGUCCCCUGGUUAUUAUCCCCUGGUCACUCUCCCCCUGGUCACCGUCCCCCUAGUCAUCGUCCCCUGGUCACUGUCCCCCUGGUCAUUGUCCCCUGGUCACUGUCCCUCUGGUCACUAUCCCCCUGGUCACUGUCCCCUGGUCACUGUCCUGCUGGCCACUGUCCCCUCAUUGUCUCCCUGGUCACUAUCCCCUGGUCACUGUCCCCUCAGGCCCACUGGCCCAGUCUCUGAUCACUGUUCCCACGACUCCACCCCAGUCAUUAUCCACCUGGCUCCUGGUCCAGUCUCUGGUUGCUGUCGUCCUGUCUUGUGGUCAGUCUUGGGCCUCUCCCUUCGGUCACGAGUCGGGUUGUGGUGUUCCUGCUCUGUGUCUAACACUGGCCAGCCCCUGGUCCAGUCUAUUCAUCAACGCCAGCAGCUGACUGCCAACCACUGGAACAUGGCAAGCAAUCAGGGAACGGCUAAAGGGCAAACUGGCAUUGGAUUCUGGAAUUGUGCCAGAGCAUCAUACAGCAAAGAGACCCAGGAGCUGUUGAAAGUGAUGAUGCAGGAAUCCAAAUUGAAUCAAUUCCAAAAGAGACAACUUAACAUAAAGCUUCAGGAGGGCGAAGCGUUUCCUGUGAGCUGCCACCCCAGCUCCAGCAAGGUUUCAGCAGCCUCUGCACUCCCAGCAGCCCCCUGUGUCCAGGUACAGCCCUCCUCCAAGCCACACCUGAGACCUGCAGAGAGCUGUCGGGCCGGAGAUGCAUACGUACGAGAAAGGUUUCGGCCACGGCCAACAAGAAACCUGGAGAAAGAGAAGCAACGUCUGCAGAAUCUCAUGGCGACUGGGAAGGAUGGUCCUGAGCCCAGUCACAAACCAAAACCUGCAAAACAGGAAGAAGAGACUCCAGAAGUUGACCGGUUUGAAGAAUUGUGCAACGAGAUUGAAGAACGGCGGCAGUUUCUGGAGCAGAUGGAAUCUUUUGGCCGUGGGAAGGAAUUCCGAGCAAUCAUUCAAACAGAAAUCUCCCAGAAACUCAAAGAAAUGGAAGAAAUUGACAGGACGAGGAACCAUGAGUUAGAGAUGGCGACGAGGGAGCGAGAGAGAGGCGACACUUGUUCACAGUGUCAAGUCAAAAAUGGAAAUAACGCCUAAAGAGG
Molecule: messenger RNA, 1791 nt
Organism: Hemiscyllium ocellatum (epaulette shark)
Lineage: Eukaryota; Metazoa; Chordata; Chondrichthyes; Orectolobiformes; Hemiscylliidae
Gene: c33h22orf23
Product: chromosome 33 C22orf23 homolog
Exons: 6
Coding region: 1088-1786 (232 amino acids)
Source: RefSeq, a predicted model, not a curated record